Penicillium taxi is the source of this 198-nucleotide messenger RNA. RefSeq lists its product as uncharacterized. The coding region runs from base 1 to 198 and encodes 65 amino acids. Lineage: Eukaryota; Fungi; Ascomycota; Eurotiomycetes; Eurotiales; Aspergillaceae. The record is from RefSeq and is a predicted model, not a curated record. The transcript is spliced from 3 exons.
AUGAAGUUCUUCGUCACUCUAUCUAUUCUUGCCCUCGCUAGCGUGGACGUCGCGCGCUGCUACGUGUGCAACUUGAGCUCAGGAUGCCUUCGAACCGACAUUGGUGACGCUAUCCAAACUGGCUUCAAUCAGUUUGUGAAAUUUACAAAGGUCAAGGGUGGCAAUGGUGUGAAUAAUUGCAAUGAGGCAGACGCAUAA